AUGUCAUACCCCAAGAGCUUCGACCUCUCUCCCGCUGCCGCCGGAAACCCACAAGAGCCCAACACCGAGGGCAAAGGCCUUGCCAUCCGGAAGCCAUUCGCAAGCCUGACCAACGCUGUUGAGAACCCUGCUUUGCUCUCUCUCUCGCAGCCAGGGAGGGAGGAUGUCCAAAACAAAGGCGGACCGGCUACCGAUGCUGGCCACAGCCAGACUACACACACCACAGAUACCGAUGGUGUCGUUGGCAGCGGAGGCGUCAACGAUGCCAACGGAGGUGCCCGUGAUGACCCCUCGGGGUUAAACGCCCGAGCACUCCGGCCUGGUCUGGCCUCAACGGAUCACACUACCGGUGCUGCGGAUGGUAGGAGUGUCUCCAGCAUGGGCACUUCAGACGACAAGACUGGCGAGCCUGCUUAUGGCACAGCCAACGCGCCUUUCGUCGACCAUGAGGUCUCCCAUAUGGCCCCCUGGGUUCAGGAAAAACUGAGGAGCCUGGGUAAAGAGUAA
Molecule: messenger RNA, 507 nt
Organism: Trichoderma harzianum CBS 226.95
Lineage: Eukaryota; Fungi; Ascomycota; Sordariomycetes; Hypocreales; Hypocreaceae
Exons: 1
Coding region: 1-507 (168 amino acids)
Source: RefSeq, a predicted model, not a curated record